UCUUUACCCCCUAUAAACGCAGAUGGAUGGACCCAAAGAAUUAAAUGAGAUCUACGGCGGCAACAGUUUCAGACAAGUCAACAGCAGCACAAAUCAAUGAAUUGGAUCGGCAUCAUUGUCCCAUUCAUAGCUGUUUCAGUGAUUGGGGGCUGUGUUGGAAGACCCCUGGUUCAUCCGGCUCCUAGUACAAUAGCCGAUAGACAUAUUCGAAAGCCCCUGCAAACGAUUCGACCAUAUAAUAUUGCUCACCGAGGCUCUAAUGGGGAGCUUCCUGAAGAAACUAUUGCUGCAUACAAGAGAGCUAUUGAAGAGGGUGCGGAUUUCAUUGAAUCCGAUAUCCUUUCCUCCAAAGAUGGUGUCUUAAUAUGCCUCCAUGAUUUAAUACUUGAUAACACCACUGACGUUGCUAAUCAUAAGCAAUUUGCUAAUCGUAAAAGAUCGUAUGAAGUCCAAGGUGUAAACAUCACUGGGUGGUUUGUUGUUGAUUUCACACUGGAGGAACUGAAGCUCUUACGAGUGAAGCAGCGCUUCGGAUUUCGAGAUCAACAAUACAAUGGAAAAUUCUCAUUGAUUACUUUUGAUGAGUUCAUCUCAGUUGCACUGCAUGCUAAAAGAGUUGUUGGAAUCUAUCCAGAGAUUAAGAAUCCAGUUUUUAUCAAUCAACACGUGAAAUGGUCAGAUGGAAAGAAAUUUGAGGACAAAUUCAUGGAGACACUGGAGAAUAUGGAUAUAAAGGAUCUUAUGUCAACAGAAUGGCUUAAGCAACCCAUAUUUAUCCAAUCAUUUGCCCCAACUUCUCUCACAUAUAUUGCAAACCUCACAAACUUGCCAAAAAUUUUGUUGAUUGCUGAUCUGACAACAAGAACAGAGGACACUAACCAGUGGUUCUUUGAGAUUACUUCAGACAGUUACUUUAGUUUCAUAAAGAAGUAUGUGGUUGGAAUUGGACCUUCGAAGGAGACAAUUCUACCGUCGCUAGAUAAUCACUUGAGUAAAACUAGUAACGCUGGUCUUGUAGCCAAAGCGCAUGCUCAUGGCCUCCAGGUGCACCCAUACACAUUCCGAAACGAGAACAUAUUCUUGAACUUCGACUUCAAACAGGAUCCAUAUGAAGAGUAUGAUUUAUGGAUAAACAAAAUUAAGGUAGAUGGAUUGUUCACAGACUUUGCAGGUAGUCUUCAUAAUUUCCAAGAAUGGACCUCAGAAAAAGGCAAUUGAGAACAUUAUUAUUAUGAUUUCCUC
Messenger RNA from Hibiscus syriacus, 1242 nucleotides. Its product is annotated as glycerophosphodiester phosphodiesterase GDPD6-like. The record is from RefSeq and is a predicted model, not a curated record. Gene Ontology annotation, cellular component: vacuole. The coding region runs from base 97 to 1218 and encodes 373 amino acids. The transcript is spliced from 9 exons. Gene Ontology annotation, molecular function: glycerophosphodiester phosphodiesterase activity. Lineage: Eukaryota; Viridiplantae; Streptophyta; Magnoliopsida; Malvales; Malvaceae. Gene Ontology annotation, biological process: lipid metabolic process.